Vicia villosa (hairy vetch) is the source of this 2712-nucleotide messenger RNA. Its product is annotated as receptor-like serine/threonine-protein kinase ALE2. Gene Ontology annotation, biological process: protein phosphorylation. The record is from RefSeq and is a predicted model, not a curated record. The transcript is spliced from 9 exons. NCBI's taxonomy places the organism in Eukaryota, Viridiplantae, Streptophyta, Magnoliopsida, Fabales, Fabaceae. Gene Ontology annotation, molecular function: protein kinase activity; ATP binding. The coding region runs from base 302 to 2533 and encodes 743 amino acids.
ACACCGGUUCGCCAGCGUUUCCGGCCUCGUCCGAAAAAGCGCAUACUCCACCACCGAACUUCCAACGUCAGAGUCACAAUAACGCCUUCAAAUCCGUUUCCCUCACGCGCCAGCACAUGACGUGCUCCACUAGCAUUACUACAACCAAUAUUACACUCUCGUCGUUGCUACUAACUUUACCCCCAAAAUUCAGUCUCUCUUUUCUCUCUUUGUUUUUCAUUUCACUUCAGAUCAUUUUCGAUCAUUUUCGAAGCUUAUCAACUUGCUGUGUUUUUUCGACGUCGAUUUUGGUGCUCACAACAUGUCGUCAACUUCUCUUUCCAUUCUCACUGUUUUUCUUCACUUGCUGCUUUACUCAUGCUCAGUGAAUUUGGUUUCUAUGAGUCUGUCGUUUUCUGGGUCAUCUUCUGCUCCUCCUGUGUCAUCUCCAUCUUUUCAAGCUCCUACUGUUGCUCCAGGAUCGAAAAAAUAUCCUGGCCAUCUCAGUCAACACAAUCGUAGGAAGUCUUAUGCUUCGGCUCCUUCCCCUUCCCAAAGCCAAGCAUGUGACCUAAGCUGUGAGGAUCCACUCACAGAAACUCCCUUUGGUUCACCUUGUGGUUGUGUACUUCCCAUGAGUGUCUUACUUUUACUGGAUGCAGCUCCUUUGGUUGUUUAUCCGGUAAUUAAUGAGUUAGAGAUUGAACUUGCAUCUGGAACAUAUUUGAAGCAAAGCCAGGUGAAGAUAAUGGGUGUUAUUGCUGACACUCGAAAUGAAGGAAAAAGCUUAGUUGAAGUUAACCUGGUACCGCUUGGUGAGAAAUUUGACAAUAUAACUGUGGCUCUGAUAUCCCGGAGACUUUGGCACAAGAAAGUUCCUCUAAGUAGGAGUCUUUUUGGUGAUUACACAGUCUUGGACACUACUUAUCCAGGGAUGCCAUUAUCUCUGCCGAAUGGAACAUCAACUGGGAGUGCUCCCCUUCCCGGCAGAAGUGCUGCAGGUCUCCCAUUCAGCGUCGACUUUAACGGCAGCAGCAAGGAUGAUAUGAACCUUAGUACCAUAAUCAUCAUUGCUGUAUGUUCCAUAUUAAUCUUAUUGGGCAUGGUUGGAGGAGCAUUUUACAUCAUUUUUAAAUGGAGGAAAGUCAGGAGACCAUCAAGUGCGGCUGGCCUGCCAUUCACACGGUCUCUAAACAAGAAAUCUGCCAUGGAGUCUACAUUGUCUAGCAGAAUGACAAGCUCAAGUUCAAUGCCCCAUAUGUCCACCAUAGCUACUUCUGUUCUUUCUGUGAAAAAGUUUUCCUUUUCUGAACUUAUGAAAGCAACAGAUACGUUCAGUUCACAAAGAAUAUUGGGGGAAGGAGGAUUUGGGCGUGUUUAUCAUGGGAGAUUGGAUGAUGGAACUGAUGUUGCAGUUAAGUUACUAACAAAGGAUUUUCAUGAAAAUGGAAACGAUGAAUUUACUGUGGAAGUUGAGUUGCUAUGCCGUUUGCAUCAUCGUAAUCUUGUGAAACUAAUCGGCAUAUGCACAGAAGGGCACAAACGAUGCUUGGUGUAUGAGCUUGUUCGCAAUGGGAGUGUCGAGUCUCAUUUGCAUGGUGCUGAUCGGAUAAAUAACCCUCUAGAUUGGGAAGCACGGAAAAAAAUUGCCCUUGGAGCUGCAAGAGGAUUGGCCUAUCUUCACGAGGAUUCUAAUCCGCAUGUAAUCCACCGAGACUUUAAAACUGGCAACCUAUUGUUAGAAGAUGACUUCACCCCCAAGGUUUCUGAUUUUGGAUUAGCAAGAGAAGCAACUGAAGGAAGUCAAUCUAUUCCUACAAGAGUCAUGGGGACUUUUGGGUAUGUCGCCCCAGAAUAUGCAAUGACAGGACAUGUGCUUGUUAAAAGCGACGUUUACAGUUAUGGUGUUGUCCUGCUCGAACUUCUAACAGGAAGAAAGCCAGUGGACAUGUCUCAACCUGUUGGAGAGGAGAAUCUCGUGGUAUGGGCACGUCCACUGUUGAAAAGUAGAGAGGGUUUAGAACAGCUGGUGGAUCCGAAAUUGGCUGGAACUUAUGACUUUGAUGAAAUGGCAAAGGUUGCUGCCAUUGCUUCAACGUGUGUAAGCCGGGAGGUCAGUCAGAGACCCUUUAUGGGUGAAGUUGUGCAGGCUCUUAAGUUGAUAUACAACGACAACGAUGAGAUGGACGUGGAUCACUUCAGUCCAAGGGAAUCUUCUGGUCGAGGGUCUGAUUUUCAAGGUGAUCUUUCUGAUAGCAGUUGGUGGUAUGAUGAGCCUGAAGAUAUAUCCGGCCGAUUAACUUUUAGGCAAGCAAUAUCAUCGUCCUUCAUCACAAUGGAAUACAGUUCCGGUCCACUUGAUGAACUGGAAAACAGAAUGUUUUCAGGUUCAAGUUUGAUGGGAAAUGGUCUGUCUUUGUUACCGAUUCGACUCGGGAAUAGAUCGGGUCCCUUGAAAACAGCUAGAAGAAACAAGCUACCCUUUCAUAGGCUUACUGGAAGUCAAAGUGAUCAUUUGGCAUUUCCUUCCAAGCCUGUUGGGAAUGGAGGUUAACCGGCCUUGAGGUUUCUUCUAGUGUUUUUGGUAUAUAAAAUAAUCAUAUAGUUUUCUUGUUAAAAUUAGAGAUAGAGGAUGGUGGAUUCUAGUUUUAAUUGAUCUAGUUACAUUAUACAGGGAGAAAAUGUACUUUGAACCGUAUAUGCGUUAUAAAAUAUAGACUAUAGUUUUAGACA